This is a messenger RNA of Cyphellophora attinorum, 534 nucleotides long. RefSeq lists its product as uncharacterized. Lineage: Eukaryota; Fungi; Ascomycota; Eurotiomycetes; Chaetothyriales; Cyphellophoraceae. The transcript has 2 exons. The coding region runs from base 1 to 534 and encodes 177 amino acids. The record is from RefSeq and is a predicted model, not a curated record.
AUGUUGAGCAGUCAGCUUUUGGUCAAAGGCGUGGCGCUGGCAUUCAUCGCGACAGCAACCGCCGUCUGGACUGGGAAGGAUAUGGGGACCGCCGGAUCCGAAUCCUGCGAGUUCAUCCCACUGAACGGCGACGCAGAAGGCACCGGACCGCAAAAGAUCUGCUCUCAAGUCAUCCCAACCUACUUCGCCAACGGCACCGUCGAACGCCAGGGCAUCUUUGGCAACCGCUACUACACCGGCAAGGUUCCCCAGACCGGCCGGAACGACCUGUCCCAGUGCAUGAACAUCGAACAAAUCAAUUACGACACCCAGUCCCCGACUGGCGAUUCUCUGGUCAUGAGCAAUGCAUGCACCACACUGAGCGGCUGGCAAUAUCUCAAGGUGUACGACCAGAAGGCGUGCCCUGGUCCGGAGAUGAACCCGAGGACGCAGCUUUAUGCGAUCAAGGAUGGCUUUCCAACGAAGGAGCAGAUCGAUCGUGGGACAUUCCAUUGCUUUAGUGUGAGUGCAAGCGCUCCCUUGAGAUCUCAGUGA